Molecule: messenger RNA, 944 nt
Organism: Ostrea edulis (European flat oyster)
Lineage: Eukaryota; Metazoa; Mollusca; Bivalvia; Ostreida; Ostreidae
Exons: 4
Coding region: 342-677 (111 amino acids)
Source: RefSeq, a predicted model, not a curated record
GCGGACCCUCAUCCAGCACCUUCCACAGGAACCUGUCGUGCGUUCAUUUGUGGUAGACUUCGAAGCGGGGAUAUGGAAAGCUCUGUGGCGUGUAUUCCCCGACACCUCUAUCACAGGAUGCGCUUUUCAAUGGAGCAAGACAGUGUUCCAGAAAAUGCAGAACUCUGGGACUCCAAAUUCCAUAUCAGGAGUGGGAUGACUUAAACCAGUUUGUCCGCAAGGUGAUAGCCCUCCCACUCCUGUCCGCAGAACACAUUCAGGCAGCUUUUGACCUCCUUGUCCUGUCGGCUGCCCAACAACCCCUCCUCUUGGACCUCCUGUGUUAUGUGGAGGACACGUGGAUGACAAGCACCGUGUGGCCCAUUGAGUCCUGGUCCGUAUGUAAGUGUACUAUCCGGACCAACAACGAUACAGAGGGGUGGCAUACCCGGAUGAAUGUUGACAUGACACAGGGGCUCGUCAACGUCAACUUUUACUUGUUCCUUCUUAGGAAGGAAGCCGAUCUGCUCCUUCUGCACAAAAAGCUCGUCAGCGAGGGGAAACUGUCAAGGUAUCAACGGAAGUCCGCCAAGAAGAUUCACGCCAAGAUCGCCAUAGUAUGGGGGAAGUAUGAAGAAGAACGCUUGUCCACGGAAUCCCUUCUGAAAAAGCUCGGCCGUGUGUAUUCCCCAAGUUAAUACUACUGUUAUUACUCUGUAAGCUUAGUUUGUAUGUGUAUAUAUUUGUUUUGUUGACUAUGUGUAGAUCUGUAUAGUUUGUCUGACAUUUCUGUAUUGAUUUGUUUCUUUUACAUGUAAAUAUUAUGUUUAUCUAUAGAUAUUUAUUAAAUAUAUCACAUUAUAAUAUUGUUAUCUGCUUCGUACUAAAGAAAUCUAGGAACAAGUUCCCCAGGUUCAUAUUUUUUAUAAACAUUUCAUUCUAAGAAAAUAUCGAAAAGUCUACCU